Messenger RNA from Homarus americanus (American lobster), 2330 nucleotides. Its product is annotated as serine/threonine-protein phosphatase 6 regulatory ankyrin repeat subunit A-like. Gene Ontology annotation, molecular function: protein binding. The record is from RefSeq and is a predicted model, not a curated record. NCBI's taxonomy places the organism in Eukaryota, Metazoa, Arthropoda, Malacostraca, Decapoda, Nephropidae.
GACGGAAAACUCCUAUUGGAGAAGUCUUUAAUUUAUCUUACAAAAUGCGCACACAGGAAGCUUUAUCUCACCCAACUCUGCUGCUCGGGCUUGAGCUCAAUGCUGUCGUCACACGUUCAUCUUAGUGUGGGUUGAACUGCCGACAGGAGUAGUUGACUACAGGAAAAUUCAUCAGUUACAUAGAAUACUUUGUUACUGAAGGAACUUUAUUUUGUUUUGCUUUUUCAAAUAAAGAAAAAAGUGUUGAUAUAUUGGGUUUUGAGUUUUGUUGCAGAGGAAGGCAAAAACUCCAAGAUUUGCUGGAAAAGAUGGGAUGCACACGGCUAACACGACGUAUUUUACAGAAGCACCCGAGACAAGAUUUGGUGAACAUAUUGCAGGAGCUAAGCGAGAAUUCAAGACCAGUAGAAGAACGACUAAGUGAAAUAAAGGAGUUACUUCAACAGCACCCGGAUAUUGUCAAAUACUGCGGCAGCCAGAAAUAUCCCGCCAUGCAUACUGCAGCUAUAAACGAUGAGUCUCAAGUGAUGGAGCUGCUGAUCCAACAUGAUGCUGAUAUAGAAGCAAAGGACGCCACGGACCACCGCACUCCUCUCUUUUUCACCAUCACAAAGCAGUCCAUUAGAUGUUUCCAGCUACUGCUUGAGAAAGGCGCGAAUGUUAAUGCAGUUGGGCGAGACGGUAAGAGUGUUCUUCAUGUAGCAGUUGAACAUAAUGUAAAACACGGGAAGAUGGUACGUGAGUUGAUACGACGAGGUGCCUCCCUCAAGUACACUAUAGUCAAGUCUGGUUAUACACCCAUACACACAGCUGCCUGUAUUGGCGAUUAUGAGCUAUUAAAAAUGUUUUUGAAACAUGAUCGAAAUGCAGCAAACUUUUGUGAUAGGAAGGGUAAUGUACCACUGCAUCUGUCAGCGGAGAAAGGUCAUAAAUAUUCUUGCAAUAUUCUCCUGCAAUACGGAGCUAAUAUUGAUGUGAACAAUAAAAUGAAGGAAACGCCAUUGCACUUAGCUGUCAAGGGUAGCUUUAUAUCUACGUGUGAGGAGCUACUGAUAAGUCAUUGCAAUAUCAAUUCUGAAGAUAAAGAUGGCAACACCGCCUUACUUAGCAGUACUGCAUCAAACAAACGUUGCUCAAAAGAUAUCCUAGAGCUUCUUUUGCAACACAAGGCGGAUAUAUAUGUGAAAAGACCCAAUGGAGAUUCCGCCUUGCAUCUUGCUGCUAAGGCAGGAUAUCCAGACAAAUGUUUACUGCUUGUACAAGCAGGUGCAGACUGCAACUUGCAGAACGUCAAUGGCAUGACCCCAUUACACUAUGCAACCAAAAAAGGAUUUACGGAGUGUAGUGCUGUCAUCCUCAAUUUGCCAUUAAAUGGUGAUUCAAAUCAAUAUUUUAUACCAGUGAACGUUUUGUGUGAAGAAGAAGAAGAAGAAGAAGAAGAAGACGAAGGAAAGGAGAAAGAUGUAGUCUGUGGAGGACGUGCUCAGUGUACGGUGUUUCAUAGUUCAGUUGAUGUUAAUGUUAAAGAUAAUGAUGGUAAAAUGCCCAUACAUUAUGCUGUUGAGAAGGGCUCAAAAGAGUGUGUUAUGCAGCUCCUCAAGAGAAAAGCGAAUAUUGUAAUUGCAACUCCAGAUGGUGACACACCUCUGCACCUUGCAGCUCGUGCAGGCCUUGAUGAAUGUUGCAAAUGCUUCAUAAAAAGAAGGGCUGCAGUCAAUGCCGUAAAUAAACAAGGGAAGACACCAAUCCAUCUAGCUGUAGAAAGUAAUUCGGUGGCUUGCUGUCAAGUAUUGGUAAAGGGAGGAGCCAACAUCAAUCACGCAGACUGUGAUAAAUUAACACCUCUGCACAUUGCGGUUAAAAUUGGUGCAACUGGUUGUUGUGAAUUCUUAAUUAAAAAGAAUGCUAACCUAUCUAUAACUGAGGGGAAUGAGAAAACACCACUUCACUGGGCAGCCUCCGAGGGACAUCUUGAAUUGUGUGAAAUGAUGAUUAAUAGUGGCAAAGACUGGCAACUUUUCAAAAAGGAUGACCAAGGCAUGAUUCCCCUUAUGACUGCCUUCAGAGAAAAACAUGAUGAAAUAUUCUGCUGCUUACUUAAGAAGAUGUGCGAACUGUGUGAACGGAAAAGUAACAACAAAACCCAAUCAUAUCCUAAAAUCGGUUCUGUGAACGACCUUCUCGCUACAAGCAUUCGUGAAAAGCGCCCCAGCGUUAUAGCGGCAAUCAUCAAGAGCGCACUGUGGGAAGAAGCCCUCGCCCCAAUGCAUGUGAAGGAAAGGGCAGUAAACCUGGAACAGUUAAUCCGGCACUACCCAACACUAGCUAAG